ACUAGUUCACGAGCCUGUCCAGCACCCACAACGAACCAGCACUUGCUGUAUUGACCUUUUAUAGUUUUUAUCAGUCAAUGGAAGUCACCGUGGAUGUUCGCCGGAGCUCGCACCAGCGAGCGGCGGACGACAACCAGCGCAUCGUCCACCGGCCGCCGCUGCACCACCCCUCUGUCUGGGGAGACUUCUUCCUCGGUUUCAGGCCAUGGACUCCAACGCAGUGUGCUUCCAUGAAGGAGGCCGAAGCCAAGAAGGAGGAGGUCAGAAAGACGAUACGAGAUUCAGCUGCUGAUGAUCUGCCUCUGAAGCUCGAGCUCAUCGACUCGCUGCAACGGCUUGGUCUGGACUACCACUACACAAAGGAGAUCGACGAUCUCCUGCUCGGGAUUCACGGCGGCGACGACCGCGAAGGCCGGGAUCUCCACACGACGGCUCUUCGGUUUUACCUUCUCAGGAAGAACGGCUUCCAUGUUCCACCAGAUGUGUUCGAAAAGUUCAGAGACGCUGGAGGAAACAUUGCUUGCAACGGCGACAUAAAAAGCCUAUUGGCCGUGUACAAUGCCGCCCAUGUUCGAACCCGUGGGGAAGAGACCCUUGACAGGGCGAUCGUUUCCACAGGAGAACUUCUUCAGCUCACCUUGGAGGAUCAACCAUCGUUGUGCCCGUCGAUAUUGUUCGAUCAAGUGCGACACACUUUGGAAACGCCUCUCUUCAGGAGGCCCAAGAGAGUCGAAGCGAGGCGCUACAUCUCGGUUUAUAAGAAAAUGAGCACGAGGAAUGAGGCCAUCUUGGAGCUAGCAAAGAUGGAUUUCAGGAUACUGCAGAGUCUCUACUGCGAGGAGCUCAAGGCUCUUACAGUGUGGUGGAAAGACCUCCAACUCCAAGAUCAUUUGAGCUUCGCAAGAGACAGGAUGGUGGAGAUGCACUUCUGGAUGCUCGGAGUUCUAUUUGAGCCACAACAUUCAUACGGACGAAUCAUGCUCACAAAGCUCUUCACAUUUGUGUCGAUAUUCGACGACAUCUACGACAGCUACAGCACCUUAGAAGAAAGCAAGCUGCUCACCAGAGCAAUGGAAAGAUGGGAUGAAGAAGCCGCUGAGCAACUCCCAGGAUACAUGAAGUUCUUUUACAGCAAAGUCCUCGCCACCGUAAAUGCCAUCGAACAAGACCUGAAACUCCAAGGAAGAAAGCAUGCCCACUACGUGAAAAAACUUUUAAUCGAUGCUACGAGAUGCUAUUACAAGGAGGCCGAGUGGCGUGAGGAAGGUUGCGCGCCGGCCACCGUGGAGGAACACUUGCUAUUCUCGGUGCCCAGCAGCUGCUGCAUGCACGUGCCAUGCCUCGCCUUCGUCUCCAUGGGAGCCAGCAGCGACGCCAUUGACUGGGCCAUGGCAUAUCCCAAGAUUAUAAGAGCUUCCUGCGUUGUCGGGCGCGUCAUCAACGACAUAGCCUCACACGAGCGAGAACGAGACCAGCAGCAGCGUGUGACAUCAACGGUGGAAGCGUGCAUGGAGGAGAACAAGUACAUUGCCAAGGAAGAUGCCUACCGGAAGCUGAGGGAGCUCAUCGAGGAAUCGUGGAUGGACAUCUCCAAGGAGCGGUGCCGCCGCCUCAUGCCGGCAGCGCCACUCCUGGAGACGGUGGUGGACGCAACUCGCAUGCUGGACUUCCUGUACAAAGACCACGCCGACUCCUACACUCUUGCACACUCGCUCAAGGAGAUAGUAGAUUCCAUAUAUGUUGAUCCUAUAUAGGCUAGCAAAAUACAUGUGCGUUGCUACCGGCUAAAAUAAAUACAUACACUACAUAAUUUAUGAGAUUGUUGUACGAUCAUCGACUUUA
Molecule: messenger RNA, 1842 nt
Organism: Brachypodium distachyon (stiff brome)
Lineage: Eukaryota; Viridiplantae; Streptophyta; Magnoliopsida; Poales; Poaceae
Product: (E)-beta-farnesene synthase
Exons: 7
Coding region: 78-1754 (558 amino acids)
Biological process (GO): diterpenoid biosynthetic process
Molecular function (GO): magnesium ion binding; terpene synthase activity
Source: RefSeq, a predicted model, not a curated record